Molecule: messenger RNA, 1677 nt
Organism: Adineta ricciae
Lineage: Eukaryota; Metazoa; Rotifera; Eurotatoria; Adinetida; Adinetidae
Source: the annotation of a GenBank genome assembly
AUGAGUUCUCGACCGAAAAUACCUUUACUUGACGAACAUUACUGCCAAAUAUGUUCAACAACGAACCUGGGAACUAAAACUCCAUGUUUAGCGUGUUUCAAUUGUAAUCAUUGUAGUUUAGCAAUGUGUUACGACUGUUUUGAAAGACACACAAGUCAACUUGUGGGAGAAUACACUCAGUUACAAAAGCGCUUCUCACAAUUAGCAAAUCUGUUCGAUGAUAAGCGAAAAUUUCUGCAACAAUUUCAAGAUAAUUGCAUACGGAGCGUCAAUGCUGUUUUCGAUGAAGCACUUCAUGAUCUUGAAAACCUUCGAUAUGAAAGUAUCAAUUACGUUCGUAAACAAUUCAACGAUGCCGACACGGUCAUGUCGGAUUUAAUGGCAAAUUUGUUACCAAUCAUUACGAAAGCGCAACAGAACUGGUCGCGGGAUGGCGUAUCGAAGAAUGUCAUGCUGGAGCUCGAAUCUCAACAGAAACAAAUGAAUGAUAUCGAGAAUCGGUUGGAGAUCUUCUCUUCGCCAAAUUUACAAAUCAAAAUGUCGACGUAUCCACGAAACAACCUUGAUUUACAAUGUCAAUUACUUUUAAAUACCUAUUCAUCUCCAAAUAAAUUCUCUCAUACUUAUCCGGGUAAAAUCAUGUCGACGCGAUGUUCCUAUGGCAAAGAUGAAGAUUUGCACAAUGACAAAAUCGCUGUAGAAACCGAGGUCGAAGACUUCAUCGAACAUGUUCACACCAAUAAGCAGAUACAAACUGAUCCAAUUGUCGAUACAAGUUUAGAUACAGACGAUGAAGACGAAACUGAUCAAGUCACCAGUCAGAAUUAUCUAAGCAGACGUUUCACUCAACAAGGAACUAUAUUUACGCAAAAUGAAGUCGAUCGAAUUGCGAGCGACGGAGAGAAUCUUCUCUAUUAUUCAGACACAUCGAAAUCGAUAUGUUAUAUCACAAAUAUCGUUUCCACUCGACAAGCGAAUGGAACGUCCAUAACCGAAGAAAUCUCAUGUCGAUGGCCUUAUCAAUCGAUAAUCGAUUUGAUCUACUGUUCUACCACGUCUCAAUUCAUUUGUGCAACAAAAACUGGUAUUUACACAUGUACGAUUAAAGAUUCAACAACCAUAGAUAUCCAAAUGCAAAUAGUUCAAUUAUGGUCUUAUGUGCGGAUCUCAGCGGACGAAAAAUCUCUAUGGCUUUGGUCGGAUACUCCACGUACAAGUCAAUUGCGUACUUAUUCACCUCGGACAUUCGAAUGUAUAAAAAUCUUUGAUUUGAAGAACUAUCCACGCUUUCUGGACAAUAGUACAACAUUUUCUGUACAUGCGAAUAUUCUUGCAACGUUAUUUCAAUUUAAGAAAACAUCCGAUUCGAUGUGUGCAAGCAAAUUUUUCCAUUUAACAUUUUGUGAUAUUAAAGAUCUUCGUGAAAUCUGUACGAUACAAUUGGGUGAAUGCGAUAUCGAUCACGAAAUUCGUCAUAAUCGAGAUGGAUUAGUUUUUAUUACGAAUGGAAAGAAAAAACUCUGGAUUGUCGAUCCUUGCGGACGCAAAGAAUACGUGAAAUUAUAUCGGCUGGGGCGUGCAUUAACAUUACAUAAGACAAAUCAUAUAAUAAUUGCAAAUGGUACUCAACAAUUGCAAUGCAUUGAACAUGUACAAGAUGAGAAUGGGAUCAGUUAA